CUCCCGCAAUCAGGAUGGCGGGUCUCGCGGUUUUUCGGGAACGCGCAGGAGCACUGCCCGCCUUGCCCGGAGCUAAGAUGGCAGCGGCCUGACGGGGAAAGCUCGACUGAAGAGGGGCGGCAGUUGCGGGUCUCCAGAGGCGGCGGCCUCCUCCCUCUCCCGAUGCUGGCGCGAUGCUCCGCUCCAAAGGGUUCUUCCGCGGCAUCGAGUGCCCUUUCGGGCCGGCUUGCGGGAGGCCCUAUUGCCACUUCCGACACCCGCCGGGGACCACUGACCCAACCGCACCCGCCCGACGCCUCAGCGGCCAGGCUGGUCCCAGCAGACGCUCCUCUGGCUCAGAGUGUGGCUAUGACCCGUAUAACCCCGAACUCCCGAACCCCUCGGCCCAAAGCAAAAAUGGGAGCUUGGAAGACGUUACCGACUCGGCCCCGAGUAUUCUGGAACUGGAGCUGGUCAACCAGGCGAUCGAGGCCGUCAGGAAUGAAGUGGAGCGUGAGCAAAAGAAGUACGAGGAACUUCUGGAAACUACGAAGGAGUAUGGCGCAACCGAGCCUCCGUCGCUGGGCCCCAAGGCUGCUGGGCUGGCUUCUGUGAGCAAUGCCAACUCCUUUACGUCCUUGGAAUAUAACCCGAGCAGCUACGUGUCCCGCAGCAGCACAGACUACAACCCUACCCCUCUUCCUGUGGCUGCGGCGAACCGAUCGAGCAAGUACACCUUGGGUGGUUCUGACGGGGCCAAAUCAAAGGGCAGCUCGCUGGAGUACGUUCCCACGGUGGUCACCCAGAAGAAGUACAGCCGUUCUGUUUCCAACAGGAAGUACAUCAUAGAUGAUUCCAAGCCUUCGACGGAUCUGGAAUACGACCCUCUUUCCAAUUACUCUGCGAGGCUUUUGGGCAAAGCUCGGGGCAAGGAGCUGAAGGGGACCAAAAGGAAGAGAGCCGCUGACCGGGAAGACUCAUAUUCUCCUCCGCUCAAGAAGCCCUCCGACGUAGCCUCGAGCCCCGAGCUCGUCUCAAAGUUCUCCGAUUCCGAAGACGAUCAGGAGGCGGGAGGCGAAGCGGCUUCUGCCGGCCCUGCGAAAUGUAAAGGCAGCUCGGAGAGCAAGGGGGACAGACAGCCAGUUGCCGAAGUGAACGGGACCCAACGGGACCAUUUGCCUUCCCGUCAGAUGAAGGAGACGGCGGUGCAGUACGACAUGGGAGACAUUGAAAGCCUCCAUGGGACAGUUGUUAAAGAUGCUCUGGGGAAGGAGUUGGCCAAGGCCCUUUCCAACAAGAACGAGAAAGGGAAAACAAAAGUGGUAACAAAAGACCGAGCGAAAGAAAAAAAUGCGGAGGGUAAGAAAGACAAAGGCCAGGUCGCCGGCAAGGAGAAAACGGGCACCAAAGAGCACAGGAGAAAUGGGGAAAGGAGCGAGAAGAAACACGACAAACCCCACGUUGGUGGACCUUUAAAGCAACUUGAUAAGCCGAAACCUGGGAAAGGGGCAGGUGGGCGUCAGGAAACCCCUGGAAAGAAGAAGAACGAAGGGCACAGGAAACCUUCUAGCAGCGAGAAAGCCCGAAGCGCCAAGAAGGACUCCAAACCAAGGCCUGUCAACGUGAUCGGCAAGAAGGAGGCCCAUGGAGGUAAACAGGGCAGUGGAAAGACGAAGCCACGGGACUCGCAGCCACUAAAGGCAAAGCUUGCUGACUCCCACAGUCAUGUCAGUGCCAAAGGUCAGUGCCAGGCCAAGCGGCGGACACUGAGCCAUGCUGACCUCUUUGGCGACGAGAGCGGGGAUGAGCGGUCCUUGGCUCAGCCCUUGCCGGUGGUUUUCCCCGACGUAAGUUCAGACUCGGAUGGAGACGACGGCUUCCAGCCCUUACCCCACUACAACGAGAUGCCGAGCCUGAAAUGUCCCAAGCUGUCCAGAGCUCCGCCAUCUCCCACGUCCUCGUCCUCCUCUUCCGACGAGGUCGCUUAUUCGGUCCUGGAGCACGACCUGGAUUUCGAGUCCGACCCGAUGGAGGAGUGCCUCCGAAUUUUUAAUGAAUCCACAGAUGUGAAAACGGAAGACAAAGGCCGGCUGGGUAAACAGCCACCCAGAGAGGAAGAGUCCGAUGAAAAGGUACCAGAGGACAGUUUGACCACCCUCUUUCCGGGUCAGAAGAGGAGGAUCUCCCACGUGACCAAGCAAGGAAGCGCAGAAAUCCCAAGCAAGCCAGUGGUCCGGCCUUACCGCCCGCCCACCGCCCAGGAGGUCUGCUAUCAGAGGAUCCGCCUCGCGCAGCAGCAGGUGGCACAACUAUCCCUGCGGUCGUCUGUGCCAGUGUCCACAGUGCCCCCGAGGAGCUCCCUUGUGCUGCCCAAAGGGGAAAAGAAGCGGAUUGCCCACGUGCCCAGCAGCGCGGCUCUGCCUGUGGCCACCAAAUGUGGUAAGUGAGCGUUUCUUGCCUGCCAAAACUAAA
Sphaerodactylus townsendi is the source of this 2451-nucleotide messenger RNA. It is a transcript of the gene REXO1, whose product is annotated as RNA exonuclease 1 homolog. The transcript is spliced from 4 exons. The coding region runs from base 174 to 2426 and encodes 750 amino acids. The record is from RefSeq and is a predicted model, not a curated record. Lineage: Eukaryota; Metazoa; Chordata; Lepidosauria; Squamata; Sphaerodactylidae.